UGUCAGUGUAGCCCCAGAAGUGCCACCUGUCAGAGUCCAUCAGUGCCUUGUGUUAGUGCUCAUCAGUGCCUCGUGCCAGUGCCCAUCAGUGCACAUCAAUGCCACAUAUCAGUGCCCAUCUGAGCUGCCUUUCAGUGUCACCCAUCAGUGCUAGUCAGUGCCACAUAUCAAUGCCGCCAAUCAGUGCCACCUAUCAGUGCCACCCAUCAGUGCCAUCUAUCAGUGUCCAUCAGUGCAGCCUAUCAGUGCCCACCACUGCAGCCUCAUUAGCGCACAUCAGUGAAGGAGAAAAAUGACUUAUUUACAAAAUUUUAUAA
Messenger RNA from Staurois parvus, 317 nucleotides. The record is from the annotation of a GenBank genome assembly. NCBI's taxonomy places the organism in Eukaryota, Metazoa, Chordata, Amphibia, Anura, Ranidae.